Molecule: messenger RNA, 765 nt
Organism: Cryptococcus amylolentus CBS 6039
Lineage: Eukaryota; Fungi; Basidiomycota; Tremellomycetes; Tremellales; Cryptococcaceae
Exons: 5
Coding region: 1-765 (254 amino acids)
Biological process (GO): riboflavin biosynthetic process
Molecular function (GO): 5-amino-6-(5-phosphoribosylamino)uracil reductase activity
Source: RefSeq, a predicted model, not a curated record
AUGGGCCCCCCUCAGUUCCUCCUCGACCAUCUCCCGGCCCCAGACGCACCCCUCGCCCGCCCCCAUGUCACCGUCACUUGGGCCCAGUCGCUAGACAGCAAGAUCGCAGGUCCAGGCGGCCAGCGCGUCCUGCUCAGUGGUCCAGAGAGCAUGCUCAUGACCCACUGGCUCAGAGCGAUGCAUGACUCUAUACUGAUCGGCGUGCAGACUCUCAUCCUCGACAAUCCUCGUCUGCAAACAAACCUCUUGCCGCCAUCUCAUGCUUCCCCGCCGCCCCAGCCCCUCAUCCUUGACCCUUCUCUACGGUUCCCACUCGAUUCGCGUAUACUCCACGAAUGGAACUCCAAGCCGGCUCUCCGAGGACGGAUUCUGAAGCAACCGUGGAUUCUGUGUGGAGAUAAUGCUGCUCGGGAUAAGAUAGAGAUGGUCGAGAAUGCAGGGGCAAAAGUCGUCACCGUCAGCCUUGACUCCAGAGGUCACAUUCCCCCAGGUUCAUUACCCGGCAUUCUCACCCAACUAGGCCUAAAAAGUGUCAUGAUCGAAGGCGGUUCGCGCGUCCUGUCCACCUUUCUUCACUCUCCCAGACGCGAAGACGGCUCGAAACUAGUCGAUAGUGUGGUUGUCACGGUCGCACCAAUGUUCAUAGGGCAAGGUAUAGGGGGGGAGGACAAGGGUCUUCCAGCUCUUCAAACCAUACACACGGAAACCAUGGGAAAGGAUGCUGUCAUGAUUUGUACUGUCGACACAAGCGCGCCAACAUCUUGA